AUGGCAAAGCGUGGCAGAAAGCCUUUAAACAGGGGAUGGCGAUUACAGCAGCAAAAUGGAGUUCACGGACAUGGACAGAGUCAGCCAAUUUUACACCAACAGAAAUAUGAACGUUUAAGACCACAGAGAUUGGAUCCGGAGCAAAUUGGAAGCUCAGUACAUGAUGAGAGUGAUACUAUAUCGUUUCGAAACCAUCUUUUGGAAAACUAUAUUUUAGCAUCUGAAUGGAUUGAUGUAUUAACAACUCAGGCCGUGCCAAUAAGCAGGGUGAAGAAACCAAAUAUAUAUCCUGAAGAACUAAGGCUUCAACACUUAGAAGAGCAGCUGCGAAUGCGUCGUGAGCAGCUCACGUUACUGGAAAAGAAAGUGGAACAACUGGACACAGAACUGGACACAUCAUCUCAAUCGGUCGUACUGAAAGAAUGCAUACAUAAACUAGACCAGGAUAUUUUUUGUGCUGAGACUGUAGAUGAUAUCCAGAAGAAGUUUGAGACGCAUUUUGGGGUCACCAUUAGGGCCGGUGCAGUGAUUAUGCAUCGAGAUAAGUUUAAGUUUCCAUCUCAAGUUGGAAACAAGGCUCCUGACAACUACUGGACUGAGGUCUAUCCGCAGAUACUGGAUCGCAACCUACAAGAAGAGCGGGAGAAGCUAGAGCUUGAGCAACUGGAGAAAGAACGUCUUCAGCAAGAGGAAGAUCUGCAUCAGCAGCAACUCGAGGAGGAAGAAAGAAAGCGAAAGCAACAAGAGGAGGAGGAACGGCAGCUAUUACUACAGUCAGAAGCAGCCGCUGUGACUGUGACUGCCACAGCCGCUGCAUCAGAUCAACAGACUGGAGAUGCCCAACAAGGAAGCGAGAUGCUCGACGAGAUGUUUAACGACAUAGGCACUGAACCUUUCAAUACGGGAUUCGACGACGCCUUUGGAGAUUUCGACAACGCUUUCUUCUAA
Eremothecium sinecaudum is the source of this 948-nucleotide messenger RNA. It is a transcript of the gene SNF6, whose product is annotated as Snf6p. The record is from RefSeq and is a predicted model, not a curated record. Bases 1 to 948 code for a protein of 315 amino acids. The transcript has a single exon. Lineage: Eukaryota; Fungi; Ascomycota; Saccharomycetes; Saccharomycetales; Saccharomycetaceae.